AUGUUGGCAGUAGGCCUUCGUACGGCCAUUGGCCUCUUAGCGCUGAUCCCGUUUGCUCACGCCCAGUUUCCACCAACUCCCGAAGAUGUUACUGUUCUCAAAUCUAAAUUCGGUGACGGCGUUACGAUAAGUUACAAGGAACCCGGCAUUUGCGAAACGACACCAGGGGUAAAAUCCUAUGCUGGAUAUAUUUAUCUUCCUCCAGGUACGCUGGCAGACCUUGGAGAGGAGCAGGAAUACCCCAUCAAUACAUUUUUCUGGUUCUUCGAAGCGCGAAAUGAUCCCGAGAAUGCGCCUCUGUCCAUAUGGCUUAAUGGUGGCCCUGGGUCCAGCUCGUUAUACGGGCUCUUUACCGAGAAUGGUCCUUGCUAUGUCAAUUCUGACUCUAACUCGACUAUUUUGAGCGAGUGGGCAUGGAAUACCGACGUUAACAUGCUAUUCAUUGACCAGCCGACUCAAGUGGGCUUGUCAUAUGACACAUUGCAAAAUAUCACCGAGAACCUAGUUACUGGACAGAUAUUUAAGAUCAAUGAGACUGAUACAAUUCCCGAACAGAAUACUACUCUCCUAGUCGGCACAUAUCCAAGUCUGAGCAGAAAUCAAACUGCCAAGGGCACUCGUAACGCCGCCAUUGCUUUCUGGCACUUCGCUCAGACCUGGUUUCAGGAGUUUCCGGGAUAUCAUCCGAAAGACUCGAGGGUAAGCAUUGCCACCGAGUCCUACGGUGGUCGGUAUGGUCCAGAGUUUGCCGCCUUUUUUGAGGAGCAGAACCAGAAGAUUGAGAACGGCACAUGGAAUGAUGAUGAUGGCGAGAACUAUAUCAUUAACCUCGACACUCUGAUACUCAUCAACUCGUGCAUCGAUCGUCAAAUACAAUGGCCCGCAUAUCCUCACAUCGCGUUUAAUAAUACCUACGGUCUUGAGACCGUCAAUGAGACUAUUUAUCUACAGAUGGUAGACGCUCUCGAGAGACCUGGCGGCUGUCGCGACCAGAUCAACGACUGCAGAGCCCUGGCCCUUGAAUACGAUCCCGACAACAUCGGGAUCAACAAUACCGUUAACAAGGUGUGUUCAGACGCCGAGACAUUUUGCUCCAGCUAUGUCCGCGAUCCUUACCUCGACUACUCGGGACGUAACUAUUACGAUUACGCCUCAAUUGAUCCUAAUCCGUUCCCGGCUCCGUUCUACAAUCUCUACCUUAACCAACCGCAUGUUCAAAAAGCGCUUGGAAUUCCCCUCAAUUUUACCCAGUCCUCGAACGCCGUCGCCUACGCUUUCAGGGCAAUUGGUGACUAUCCCCGGCCGGGAUGGGUUGAAGACAUUGCUUUUCUACUUGAAAACGGGAUCAAAGUGCAUCUGAUGUAUGGUGACCGAGACUUCGCGUGUAAUUGGAUCGGUGGCGAAGCCGUCAGUCUAGCCGUGAACUACACGAACACUAAGAAGUUCCAUGAUGCAGGGUACACGGAUAUCAUCAUCAACGAUACAUACAUUGGAGGACAAGUCCGGCAAUACGGCAACUUCUCCUUCUCGCGUGUGUACGAGGCAGGCCACGAAGUUCCGGCGUACCAGCCCGAAACGGCAUACAAAAUGUUCUAUCGCGCCCUGUUUAACAAGGACAUCGCGACUGGCACCGUCGAUCUUGUCGGAACUACCGAGUAUGCCACCGAGGGGCCGGAUGAUACUUGGGCGAUUAAGAAUGAGGACCCCCCGGACCAUUUACACUUCUGUUUUAUAUACGACACGUCUACGUGUACCGAGGAACAGAUCGAGAGUGUGCUGAACGGCACUGCUGUCAUCAUAAACGGCAUCAUCAAAGAUAAAAACUCGACUCAGCUAUUUCCCGAGUUUUUCGGCGACGAGGAUGAUGGUGGGAACGGCCAAGGUAAUUCUUCUUCGCCCUCCCCAUCUGCGACGAGCACUGGAGGGGGUGCUUCGGAAACUGGAAGUAGUACCGCAGCUAGUAUCGCUAGAAGUAGUGUUGAUAUAUGGAGUUUUGGGCUCUGGACUGUAGCUUCGGUAUUAAUGUAUGCUAUUCUAGCUUAA
Messenger RNA from Daldinia vernicosa, 2043 nucleotides. RefSeq names its product carboxypeptidase S1-like protein B. Gene Ontology annotation, biological process: proteolysis. Gene Ontology annotation, cellular component: fungal-type vacuole. The transcript is spliced from 3 exons. Bases 1 to 2043 code for a protein of 680 amino acids. Lineage: Eukaryota; Fungi; Ascomycota; Sordariomycetes; Xylariales; Hypoxylaceae. Gene Ontology annotation, molecular function: serine-type carboxypeptidase activity. The record is from RefSeq and is a predicted model, not a curated record.